CCGCGUAUAACCGUAAUUACGGCAACGCUCGAUGCUGGCGUGAAUAAAUUACCUAGGAUCGGGCUGGGGCGGCGUUCGGCCUUGACAGCGAUGUCCUGUCUGACCGCCCUCUACAAUCAAACAGUGACCUUGCUCUCCGUCCCGCAUGAGAUACUUCUUUUGCAGCACAAAGUCUUUCAGGAGUACGCGAAAAUCACCGUCGGCCCGGACUUCAUACACACGCUGCCGUCUUUCUUGAUCAUAGCGGCCUUGACGAUUGCUCUGUGGAGAAAUCCGCCAUCCUUGAACAGCCUGGCCCAAGUAUUGGGCACGACGCUUUACAAAUUUCUUCAGGUCACGGUCUGCUGGGUCGUCGCAAUCACCGGCUUAUGGCUCUGGCUGAUCCUCCAGAGGUUGCUGUAUUGCUGCAUCUGGAACUAUUGGAGUUACGAGUCCGAGGAUCGUAACAUGUCCUAUCAGUGGUGGGAACGCGUGUGGUCCUCGUAUUAUCCGUCACCGUUGAAGCCGUCGGUGGUGUCGGCUGGUUUUAUCAGCUGGAUCGUAUCUAUGUCGAUCGCGAUAACCACGCUAGGUUGCACAAUUUCUACGAAUCCGGUGCGGAACGUUACGAAGGAUUCGGCGGUUCGAUUAAGGACCGUUUCAACGAGACUGAAAUACUAUGCAACUUAUGCUCUGCAAAGGAUGCUGACGUCUCUGUUGCAACAGUGGUCCCAGGAAGCGUCUUCGACGAAGACCGUCGCGCCUUUGGACGGGAGCGAGGCGAGCUCGCUUUGCGACGAGUGUCGGUCCGAGAUCUCCAGCGACGCGAUCGAUCAGGGCCGAAGGGAGAUCCAUCCGGUCUCCUAUGGGACGAACUGGACGCCGAAGCCGUGUUUCUCCGGUUACAAGGACUCGCAGAGGAACCUCUCGAUGCACACGAUCGCCGUCGUGAACGACAUCGAGGAGCCCGACAAAUCGACGACGAAGCAACUGCGACACAAACGGGGCUGUCACACGGUCGUGCCGUGCAACUCCAGCGACAAAUCGAGCGGAUGUUGACGAAGGGACGUCGUUCGACGGUGUCGCAACGGAACGGGGUCACGUCGGAGCGCCCGCGACUCGACGGUCGACUCUUUCGGUGCCAGGACCGAUCCGCCCGGUACUCGCGAGGCGUGUCGUCGAUACGUCGACUCGGACCAUUGUUCCGCGCGAGUAUCGAGAACCGAUAUAUCGGCCAGCUUGCUGCUAAAAGGAUUAAUCGAGUCUCCGAACGCGGCCCGGGAAUUUCGACCGCUUUUCCGGCUCCUCCUCUCUCCCUGAUACACGAAACACGCAUAAAUGUAAACAGACUUAUCGCGCCACGGACACGUCUAUGUAGUCCACGGGACUAAUAAGCGAAUAGAGAAACAUGCGUACGUA
Messenger RNA from Megalopta genalis, 1398 nucleotides. The record is from RefSeq and is a predicted model, not a curated record. Lineage: Eukaryota; Metazoa; Arthropoda; Insecta; Hymenoptera; Halictidae.